Molecule: messenger RNA, 841 nt
Organism: Fimicolochytrium jonesii
Lineage: Eukaryota; Fungi; Chytridiomycota; Chytridiomycetes; Spizellomycetales; Powellomycetaceae
Product: ubiquinone oxidoreductase 20 kd subunit
Exons: 5
Coding region: 132-548 (138 amino acids)
Biological process (GO): mitochondrial electron transport, NADH to ubiquinone
Source: RefSeq, a predicted model, not a curated record
GAAAUGGCUGCAGUUGGGCAAAGGGGAAAGUCUGACUUCGCGUUGGCUGGUCCCCCAACGCUUCCAUUUCCAUCAGCUCUCGGCACUACCUACGUACUCCUGUCUCUACAGAACACAUACAUAACCCCACCAUGCACCUCCUCCGACCAGCGGCAGCAGCCCGCAGGCUACCCUCUGCCCUUCUCCCCCGCCAAAUGUCAACCUCCGCCGCCCUCCAAGCAAAACCGCCCCUCGCAGCAGCCUCCGUCACCAUAACACAGGCCCCUAACAGGGCUGCUACUUGGAGCGAGCACCAGCAGAGGAAGAGUGCCGCUAUGGUUGGGCCACGAUUUGAACAAACGGAUAUUGCGCUGCAGCCCAACCCAUUAUCAGCGCAAGACUUGAUUUCCAAAGUCCCCGUGAAGUUUGUGCAGGCGCGGAGAGUAUCUUGCGAUGGAGGAGGCGGAGCUCUUGGACAUCCGAAAGUGUACUUGAACCUGGAUAAGAGUGAACCACAAGCAUGCGGCUACUGUGGCCUCCAAUAUCAGCAAGAGCAUCACCAUCACUAGUGACUCAAACCCCCGAUCCCUUCCCGAAGAUAACAUUUGCGCCGUAUCCUUGUCGCGUGUUGCUUCCCACCGUGCUGAUAUUAGGUAAAGGCGGCGCACUGCUGGUUCAUAUGGAUGUCCUCAGGGCCAACGCAGCCUACUUUACGUUACCCGCUAUAUAUGCUCCGACACUGCAACUAUAUCCCUGCAGCCCUUCACGACAAGACGAUACGCGCCGCAACAUCUCUCCACUGCGCCAAUGCAGUCAUUUGUUCUCUACACAUGAAUAAAACGUGGGAACGACUCUUAAAAGA